Molecule: messenger RNA, 983 nt
Organism: Agelaius phoeniceus (red-winged blackbird)
Lineage: Eukaryota; Metazoa; Chordata; Aves; Passeriformes; Icteridae
Product: ubiquitin-conjugating enzyme E2 E2
Source: RefSeq, a predicted model, not a curated record
GGGAGAAGCGGCGGCGGCUGUCGCUGCUGCUCGGGAGAGACGGGAAAGGGGAGAGGAAGCCGAGAGCGAGGAGCGCGGGGCAGCGGGCUCAUGACUCAGUGAGCGGCUGUAGCCCCUUUCCAGCCCCGCGCCCGGCCGGAGUCGGGGCGACCGCGACGGAUUGUCCCGCAGCUUGUGCCCGGCGCCAGCGAGAGAGAGACCUGCGCUCGCCUGCAGUGCAGCAUCUGCCAUGUCUACAGAGGGGCAGAGAGUGGAUGAUAGUCCAAGCACCAGUGGAGGCAGCUCUGAUGGAGAUCAGCGUGAAGGUGUUCAGCAAGAACAAGAAAGGGAGCAAGUUCAGCCCAAGAAAAAGGAAGGAAAAAUAUCAAGCAAAACAGCUGCUAAAUUGUCAACUAGUGCUAAAAGAAUUCAGAAAGAACUUGCAGAAAUUACAUUAGACCCUCCUCCGAACUGUAGUGCUGGACCCAAAGGAGACAACAUUUAUGAAUGGAGGUCAACUAUACUGGGGCCUCCAGGGUCUGUAUAUGAAGGUGGAGUUUUCUUCCUUGACAUAACCUUUUCACCGGAUUAUCCUUUUAAACCACCCAAGGUCACCUUCCGGACAAGGAUCUACCACUGCAACAUUAACAGCCAAGGCGUCAUCUGCCUGGACAUCUUAAAGGACAACUGGAGUCCAGCGUUAACCAUUUCUAAAGUUCUCCUCUCCAUCUGCUCCCUCCUCACAGACUGUAACCCCGCUGACCCCCUGGUUGGAAGCAUUGCCACUCAGUACAUGACUAACAGAGCAGAGCACGACAGAAUGGCCAGACAGUGGACCAAGCGAUACGCCACAUAGGAGCCUCCUCUAGGAUUUGCUGGACCUGUGCAAGCACAUUCACUAAGUGCAUCAAUAGCCCUUCCCUUCAUUCUUAUUUUUUAUUAAAUCUUGAACCAUUUUGUGACAAAAGGUUGUCCUUACUUCCUUUUUUUUUUUUUUUUGUUUC